AUGGAGCCAUUGUGCAGUGAUGCAACCGCUUCACCUCCCACGCAUCCAUUGCUCACAAACAUCGCGGCGGCAGAGCAACUGGACACGCAACUGUGGCCAGAGAAGCGAUCAACAGUACAGAUAUUUCUACAGCGAGACGUCAAAAGUGUUACAGGGGUUUCUCCCGCUGGUGGUGUCGGUGGUGGUGACGGGUUCAUAUCUGCCAGCUCCAGCAGCCUCAGCAGUCCCUCUGCGCCCAUCGAUGAUGGCGUGAGUAGUCGCCCGGCCAUCUCGACCGAAGGGUCUGUCCCCUCACUCUUUGAGGUUCAGCUAGCUGAGUGUUUUCUUCCUAAUCAGUUGCCACAACAGCACCGUGGGCGGCAAUGGAUGCCGCUUUCUGGAUCGCUCGGCACCAGCGCACGCGUAAGUGGCGGCAACGGUGGCGCGGUGGAAGGCGCCGUGACAACAGUGCGAGACUGGGUGCGCUCUGCCAGGUGCAGUCCGUCGAAGGAGCCUCGCAGCCCGUCCACCUCGCGGAGAGACAGCCUUGCCUCAUCGUUCGCCUCGGCGCUCGUGCCCCGAGAUGGGCAAUGGGAGAUGUUGCGGACGUUGGCUAUUGGUGCAGACACUGAUGACGGCGAAGAGCGCGAGAGGCGCACAAGGCUUGGCUCAAGGGCAGCGACGGCUGGUGGUAGCAGCAGCAGCGCCCUGAACAGCGGACGUGGCUGGAGCGCUGUCGACAGCUUGGGUAGCAGUGAGGCUCAGUUUCAGCGAACAGAAGGGUUUGGAGUGACCUGCGCGUCGACGAGCCCUCAGCGGACGCCGUUGUGGCGUCAGAUCCACUCUCACCCGGCGACCACCGCCACUAUCGCCUUCUCGGAAACGUCUGCUCCCGCCUCUCAGGGCAGCAGUGACGGUGCGGCUGCCCUUGCCCGUAGCAGUGCGUGCGGUUUCAUCGAAAAUCGAGAAAGCUGGCACAAUGGCGCUCCGUUGAGUCUUGUUAGUGUGGGUCUCGCCCGCGCCACUACUGGGCCCGGCAGAGCACCUACGCUACUGGGCGAGUGGGAACCGAAUCGCCGCGGCACUGCCGGGGACGACGAGAGCUACGGAGACCAGCCGUCUCUGUCAGGGGUUUCGUCGCCGUCCAUCGCGACCCUGCCAUCGAGUCUUCGCACGACAACACCUAUCACCUCCACUAUGAAAGCCGAACCUCUAAUGGUGUCGUCAUCGCCUGCCUUGACUGCACACGAGCUUGCCCAGUUGGGAGAGUGGCGGAGCAUUGCUGAGGCUCAGCGAAGCGACCCUCUUUCCACAACACCUCCCAACUUUCAUCCGCUGACGCCGCCCCAACCUGCAUCAGAGAGACACGGUGGCGGCCCGGAGAGUUGGCGCUCUGAGAGCGUAUCUCGCGCGUCCUUCAGCACUUCGGUAUCUAACAGAGGGUGGAGUGGUUGGGGUAGCACCGCGCAGACACCGCUGAACUGGGAGCGCGGUGGCGCUACGUGGGAGAGUGGAGCUGCCUAUGGAAGUUCCUGUCCAUCUCUAUCGUGUUGGAGCACCAGGGAGUUGGACGUGGGUGACGAUGGUGCUCAGCUGAGCGGGCACAGUGGGGGACGGUGCAGUCGUGUGCCUUCACCGGUGCCAGUCUCGCUCGCCGACCGGAGCGGACCCAUCUAUGCGCAGCGCGAAACAUCACUCCGUAGCCCUUUCACCUCCUCGUCGGCGUCGCCAUUCUUUACCCACCUGUCUCACCGGGUAGACCAAGGCCGCGACAGUGACGAUGAUGAUAGCACAAUGGAGGAGAUUGAGGUGCGAAACACAAAGCGCAAGUGUGUUGAGAGCCCGCGCACGUCCCCAUCCGCGACGCCGCUGAGUGGCUCCUUUGCGCUUUCUCUCGCUGAUGCGCUGGCGGCCGUACCCACGCGCAUGGCAAUGUCGCCUGAGGCGUGCCUGUGGGAGCAGCAGCAGCAGCGCCGCCAGAGGACUGUAUCGCCGUCCGUGGCCCGUCCAGACGAGGAGCUGAUGCCUUGUGGCGACGCAGAGACGUAUACCUCCUCGCACCACCACCGCGACCGUAGCACCUUCUCUCCCAACUCGCCCAUCCGCACCAUGGCGCCAUCCAUGGUCCCAAUGCAUCCACCACCGCGGAUGGGCGCUCUCCUCUCGUCGUCCCUGUUGAUCAACGGUGAACGUGGGCAGCCUAGCGUGAUGGGUGGCGGCCCUCUACAUGCCACCUCUGUCGAUGGUGCCGCGGCCCUCUUGGGGACUUCAGAGAGCGCCACGGGAGUCGUCGUGGAAGUGGAUGAGCAACUUGCCGCGCGGCUCUCCACUUUCUGCUCCUGCGGUAGCGACGAUGAGCCUGAGGUGGACACGUUUUCGCUGGAGCGGGCACAGGCGACGAUGGAGGAUGCAGAUGCUGAGGCCACGAGCGCGCUGUGUGCACGCCAGCGUCGUCUCUACCUCCUCGCUACCUCCCAGUUCGCCCAGGACGUGGAGCGGCACGGCGGCCACGUCGACCCUGUGCAGAUGGAGCUGGAGGGGCAGGAGCAGAAGCGAGAGAGCUGCGGUAAGCGGCCUGCAAAGUUGGGAGGGUUUCCAGGGGCCGCAUGCACGAUCUCUGCAGGGCCACGAGAUGGUGAAGUGACACGGCUGCGAUGGGGGAAAUAUGGCGACUCCCUCUCACUGCAGGACGGGAUGGCACCAACCGAAGAGGAGGAGGCGUCGUCAUUCCUGACAGCUGCGCAUAAUCUUCAGCCCCACAGUCCGCACGCUCGUCCCCCCCUUUCGGUUGUAUCUUGCGCCCCUCCCUCUGCGCCGCCAGCGGCUUCCGUGGCGUUGAGUCGGACGAGCGGGGAGGAAAGGUUAGCUACACCGCUGCACCGCGGUACUUGCACCUCGGCCGCCGCUAUUCAUGUGCGAUGGAGUGAGCCGGAUGCAAGCGAGGAUGGAUGUUCACCUGGCUCAGUAGCCACGACGACGGGCUCGCGGCGGGAUGUGUCACCGCCAAUUCGGGAGCGCAGCAUGGCCCCGGCUGAGCUUCAGAAAGAGCGUGAGGGCUACAGGCAGACGGAGGACGGCAGUGGCGUGGGAUGA
Molecule: messenger RNA, 3072 nt
Organism: Leishmania braziliensis MHOM/BR/75/M2904
Lineage: Eukaryota; Euglenozoa; Kinetoplastea; Trypanosomatida; Trypanosomatidae
Exons: 1
Coding region: 1-3072 (1023 amino acids)
Source: RefSeq, a predicted model, not a curated record